This is a messenger RNA of Magallana angulata, 1382 nucleotides long. RefSeq lists its product as uncharacterized. The transcript is spliced from 3 exons. Bases 351 to 680 code for a protein of 109 amino acids. The record is from RefSeq and is a predicted model, not a curated record. Lineage: Eukaryota; Metazoa; Mollusca; Bivalvia; Ostreida; Ostreidae.
AGAAGGUUCGUGAUGAGAUCUUCUGAAGUCGUGAUCGAACUAUAAUUAUAUUGUUUACUUCAAAAAUGUUGUUUACUUCACAAAAUGACCAAGUAAGCAUCUUGUAACACUAUGCCUUUUUUUAAACUAAAGGUGAACAACUUAUAAUUUCCUCUUUUAGAGGGUGGGAAAUAAAGUUUGCUGGUGGGGUGAUAGUUCAUGCAAUGGUUUCACUACUGUUUUCCAAAAUUUUUAGUAAACACACAAAAAAAAGUUCAGGGACAGUUCAUGUUCAUAUACUUAUAUAAAGAGGGUACAUUUUCACAAUUUUCAUCUUGCGGGGUUAUUGCGAUUAAUUUACUCACACUAAGAUGCAGUCAUUUGAAAAAGAAGAAAAGAGCAACGGGAAUGUACAGUUUGUGCUGAAAGAGUCUACAAGAUAUGCCAGAGGACAGUAUGCCAUCCAACUGUCCUACUACAAAGGGAAGGUGUAUUUGCAUUUGCAGGACAACAACAACGGUAAACAGGUGUCACUCCCAGACGACGUUUUUGAAACUAUGAACAAUCAAUACUUCACAAUAAAUAAAGCGGUGGAUGAAAUCAGGAAGUCCAAUCAAGGACCACCUAGCCCGGAACUGCUUGUGAUGACACCACGCAAAAAGAAGCGAGUGGUGGAUUUAGACGGAGAUGAUGAGUUCUAAAGAGAUAAAGAAAAAAGAAAUCCGGGGCAUUGUUAUUUUUAGAUAAUAUAUAUUAUUCAUAUGUAAUCUGUAAAAUGAAACUUUUCUAACAGAAUUAUUGCACGCGUUAAUAAUUUGUUACUGGUAUGAAUCACACAGGGAAAUUUAAACAUGCACCUUUCAAACAGUCUUUCUCCAUAUAGAAAAGUUUCAUUAAUUGUGUAAAACGAUUUAUUUAUAAUCUAUAUAAUAUUGAACUGUACUACUACUAGUAAGAAAGAGAUUAUUAGACAGUUUGAAUGUAAAUAUUUUAUCGAAAAUUGUCUUCAAAUAUUAAUUUUUUAUCGUUGUCAAUUUUGUUAAAUUGUAGAACUGUAACAGUUGUGGGAAAGUAAAGAUGUCAUUGACAGAAUUUCAAGACUUUGAAAAAAUUCUCUUUCACACCACCGAACUUUUUAACCAAUCCAACUAUCAUUUUAACGAGUUCAUGAAAUUAAAAGAGCAAUGUGAAAGCAUGCAAAACUAUGUAAAAAGUAUAACGGUGAAACAUUGUCUCCAUGCAUAAGCAUUUUAGGUAUACUUCCAAAGUUUUUAUGACAUUGUCGAUUUGUUAUAUUACUGAAUUUUGAAAUUUGAAAAAAAAACCAUCAGCGUUAAACUCAUUUAUAAAAUUCAACACUAUUUAGUUUAAUAAUUUUAAUAAGUAAGCAAUGUAACGUUUAU